AUGGCGUCUGCAGGAUCGAUCCUCAUCACCGGCGCCAAUGGCGGCCUUGGCUGUGCUAUUGUCAAACAGAUCAUCAACUCUCCAGACCUCUCCAAGCUGCAUGGCAUCUACACGGUCCGCAAAGUAGACACUGCAACGGCUCUCAGCUCGACUCUCUCCCACUCAAAGCUAGACCAUAGCCACGACACCCUGGCUCUUGACCUGUCCUCGCUCGCAAACGUGCGACAGUUUGCCGCCGGAAUCAACAAGCGCGUCGCCGAAGGAUCGUUGCCGCCCAUCCGAGCCCUGAUCCCGAAUGCCGGUUUCCAGGAACAUUCCACACAGACUCUCACCGACGAUGGCUUCGAUGUGAGCUUCGAGAGCAACUAUCUGUCUCACUGGCUGCUGGUCCUGCUGCUUCUCCAGAGCAUGGAUAAGGAGCACGGCAGGAUUGUGGUUAUUGGGAGUUUCACCCACGACCCCUAUGAUCCCAGGAUGAAGACGAUGGACUUUUAUCCCGCCGAUAAGUGGAGGACGAUGAUUCACGACACCGAGUCCAUAGCCAGGGGCACAUGGAGCACAGCCAAGGAAGACCCGUCCCAGUUGUCGGGUUUGCGGCGGUAUGGUGCUUCGAAGCUGUGCCAGAUCAUGAUGAUCCCUGAACUCCAGCGUCGCCUCAACAACGACCCUGCUCUCUCCAACAUCUCGGUCCUCGGCGUCGAUCCCGGCGCCAUGCCCAGCGGACUCGUCCGCCGCGGCAACUUCAUGAUGUCGGUCGUGAUCGGAAAAAUCGCCCUGCCGCUCUUGGCUGCCGUCAACAGCGUGGUGUCACCGAAUAGUGAGUUUCGAUCGACUGCAACGUCGGCUCGCGACGUCCUGUGGGCCGCGUUUGACGUUGCGACGAUUGGUGAGCACCCCAGAGGCCAGUACCACUACCAGAGAAAGGAGUUUGAAACCAGCGCCGAGGCAAGGGACCAGGCGAAACAAGCAAUGCUCUGGCGGGACAGCAUUUCAUACACGGGCAUCACUGCUCGGGAGACUUUGCUGGCUGGACUGAAUUAG
Messenger RNA from Lasiosphaeria miniovina, 1041 nucleotides. Its product is annotated as putative short-chain dehydrogenase. Bases 1 to 1041 code for a protein of 346 amino acids. Lineage: Eukaryota; Fungi; Ascomycota; Sordariomycetes; Sordariales; Lasiosphaeriaceae. The record is from RefSeq and is a predicted model, not a curated record. The transcript has 4 exons.